This is a messenger RNA of Mercenaria mercenaria, 549 nucleotides long. Its product is annotated as histone H1.3-like. Gene Ontology annotation, cellular component: nucleosome. The record is from RefSeq and is a predicted model, not a curated record. NCBI's taxonomy places the organism in Eukaryota, Metazoa, Mollusca, Bivalvia, Venerida, Veneridae. Gene Ontology annotation, molecular function: structural constituent of chromatin; DNA binding. Bases 1 to 549 code for a protein of 182 amino acids. Gene Ontology annotation, biological process: nucleosome assembly. The transcript has 2 exons.
AUGGCAGAGAUAAGGUACGGAUCAAAACUUGAGCAGACAGAUGGUGGCUAUGGAUGGGUUGUCGUAUUGUCGGCGUUCUUUAUUGGAUUUAUUACCGACGGAUUAGUUUACGCCGUCGGAGUUCUUUUAGUUGAGCUACUCGAACAUUUUCAGCAGAGUCGAGCAGCCACUGCGGCAAUUGCUUCUAUUAUGACCGGAGUUAUGCAUCUUGGAGUAGAGGGGGCCCCUGAACAGUCCAAGGGAACCGGCGCAUCUGGAUCUUUCAAGCUUGGGGAAGUGAAGAAGGCUGCCAAGAAAGCUGCCAAACCAAAAUCAGCUAAGCCAAAGAAGGCAAAGAGUCCCAAGAAGAAGGCGCAGCCAAGAGCCAGCGCAAAGAAGGCGCAUCCAGCAGCCCCAAAGAAGGCAAAGUACCAAAAAGCCACACCCAAAGAAACAAACACCAAAAAAAGGGCUGCCAAACCCCAAAAAAGGCGCAAUCCCCAAAAAGGCAAAAGGUCCCAAACCCAAAGGCAAGAAGCCCCCAAAAAGGCCGCAAAAGAAAAAACUUGA